AUGAAGUUAAUCUUGACGACUCUUUCCAUCAUGGGAGUGGCGAUGGUGUACGCUUUGCCGGCACAUCAUCACGGUGGAAGAGACAGUGGAUCGCUCAACAACUUUACCAGCGGUAAUACAGCGAACAAUUCCUCUGGUAUACCCAGGUUCGGGUUCAAUCUACCAUCCAACAUUCCAGGUUUUGGAGACGGUCAACAAUCCGGACAGCCAUCGUCCGGAAAUGGACAGGGUCGGGGUGGUUUUCCGGGCUUUGGUCAACAGUCCGGACAACCAUUCUUCGGAAAUGGACAGGGACAACUCGGAUUUCCAAGCUUCGGAAACGGUCAACAAUCCGGAUUGCCAUCGUUUGGAAAUGGUUUUCCGAGCUUCGGUAACGGUGGACAGAAUGGAGGUUUUCCUUUGAUCCCUAACAACGAGCAAGGAAUUGGAGGAUUGCCAAAUUUCGGAAACAACCAACAGGGCGGAAACUUUCCGUUUUUCACAUAA
This is a messenger RNA of Anopheles marshallii, 486 nucleotides long. RefSeq names its product keratin-associated protein 19-2-like. The transcript has a single exon. The record is from RefSeq and is a predicted model, not a curated record. Bases 1 to 486 code for a protein of 161 amino acids. NCBI's taxonomy places the organism in Eukaryota, Metazoa, Arthropoda, Insecta, Diptera, Culicidae.